This is a messenger RNA of Necator americanus (New World hookworm), 222 nucleotides long. RefSeq lists its product as uncharacterized. NCBI's taxonomy places the organism in Eukaryota, Metazoa, Nematoda, Chromadorea, Rhabditida, Ancylostomatidae. Bases 1 to 222 code for a protein of 73 amino acids. The record is from RefSeq and is a predicted model, not a curated record. The transcript has 3 exons.
AUGGGAAGCGUCGCCCCGGCUCUGUCAUUUCAGCGAUGGGUGCGUUUGGUAUUUUUUCAGGCACCGCUAGAUCUCCAGCGGUCACUUCGGAGGCAAGCAAGCGAACACGGGUGCGACACGUAUCGAUCAGAAGGCAGCAGCGGCGAGGAGGAGGAGGUGGAGGAGGAGGACGAGGACGAGGCGAAGGAGGAGAUCCAGGAAAACACGGAACCGCAACGAUAA